Dendroctonus ponderosae (mountain pine beetle) is the source of this 1017-nucleotide messenger RNA. Its product is annotated as 15-hydroxyprostaglandin dehydrogenase [NAD(+)]. The transcript is spliced from 5 exons. Gene Ontology annotation, molecular function: oxidoreductase activity, acting on the CH-OH group of donors, NAD or NADP as acceptor. Bases 112 to 912 code for a protein of 266 amino acids. The record is from RefSeq and is a predicted model, not a curated record. NCBI's taxonomy places the organism in Eukaryota, Metazoa, Arthropoda, Insecta, Coleoptera, Curculionidae. Gene Ontology annotation, cellular component: cytoplasm.
AUAUAUUUAGAGGUUUAUUCGUGGUGGUCAAAUGUUCGUUCGCCGAUUCCAAGCUAUAUUGUUCUACGGGAUAAUUAUUUAAUUUCCAAGUUAUUUUUCAUUCGUUCUGAAAUGGCAGCAUUUGAUAUUAAAGGAAAAAUCGCGUUGGUUACCGGUGGCGCUAAUGGUAUUGGCUUAGCUUACGUUAAAUUACUAUUAGAAAAUGGAUUGAAGGGCAUUGGCAUUGUUGAUCUUAACCCUAACGGCAAUGAGGUAGCUGCAAAUAUAAAUAAACAAUAUGGCGAUGGGACAGCAAUUUUCAUAUUGGCAAAUGUGAUUAAUAAGGGUGAACUCUCAGCCGCAUUUGAUAAGACAAUCGCUCAAUUUAAAGGGUUAGAUAUCGUUAUUAACAAUGCAGGAAUUAUGUAUGAUGCUGACUGGGAAAAGGAAAUAGCUCUGAAUUGUAAUGCUGUCGUGGAAGGAAGUCUACUGGCCGUUAAACAUCUUGGAAAAAAUAACGGAGGAAAAGGUGGUGUUGUUGCCAAUAUUGCAUCAAUAUUGGGAUUGCAAAAACUCGCUGGAUGCCCCAUAUAUGUUGGAACGAAACAUUUUGUAGUUGGAUUGACCAGAUCAUUUGGUACAGAUUACUAUUGGAAUUUGACAGGAAUUAAGUUUGUAACCAUGUGCCCUGGAGUAACUGACACACCCCUUAUCUCAGACGCAAAUAGAUUUGCUUUACAGGGUUAUCCUAAAUUAGGAGAAUUGUUAGCAAACGAACUUGGAUCUCUACCCGCUCAACCAACAUCCAAUGUAGCACAAGGAAUGAUCACCUUGAUCACCAAAGGAUCAAAUGGUAGUGUUUGGGUUUCCGAAGGAAACGAGCCUGUCUAUGAGGUGUCGAUACCGGAGAGAACUACGUUACGCAAAUCAUAGGAUUGCAGCAUGUCAAUAAAGCAUUUACUAGAGCUAGAGAGUCUAAUUUCGAUUUGUACUGUUUUUUAGAUACUUAGAAUAAAUUGGUAUCACUAAAAGAAAGUA